Molecule: messenger RNA, 972 nt
Organism: Entamoeba histolytica HM-1:IMSS
Lineage: Eukaryota; Evosea; Mastigamoebida; Endamoebidae
Exons: 1
Coding region: 1-972 (323 amino acids)
Biological process (GO): transforming growth factor beta receptor signaling pathway; integrin-mediated signaling pathway
Source: RefSeq, a predicted model, not a curated record
AUGCCUCUUAUUAAAAUUAAAGUUGAAUGGAACGGAUCAAAUAAAGUAUUAAACCUUGAUAGAUCCCAUGCAAAUUUAUAUGGAAGAUUAAUGAUGGAACUUGAACAAAAAAUUGAAGAAGAAUUCUUAUUAUUUUCAGGUCCAUUAAUUGUUAGUGAUGAAGACUCUCUUGUUGCUGCUAUUGAAGAUUGUGUUAAUGCACAUCAACCUUUCCUUCAAUUAGUUGCUCGUCCAAAUAAAUCAAAGAAAUCAACACCAUCAACUCCAGCUAAACUAGUUGUUACACCAACUACUUCUUCUCAACCACAAUCUAAACCAGUUACUACUCCAACUAAAUCUACUGAGCCACAACCUAAACCAGUUAGUGGUGCUAAAUUCUGUCCAAAUUGUGGAACAAGUAUUAAUGGAAGUAAAUUCUGUCCAAAUUGUGGAGAAAAAAUUAUUGAAUCAAAUCCAACAACUACACAAAAGAAAGAAGAAAGUAAACAAGAAGAACAAAAGAAAGAAGAAAAAAAAAAACCAAAAGAAAAUAUCAAGAAAGAAGAGUCAAAAGAAAAUAUCAAAAAAGAAGAACCAAAAGAAGAGCAUUCAUGUAAAAAUGCUUGUCAUCCAAUAACUGAAAAAGGAGAUAAAGAUCAUUGUGGUAAAUGUGGAAAAGAAGUUUCAAGUGGAGUAAUGGCACUUGAUAGAAUAUGGCAUGAAGAAUGUUUUGUUUGUAAUGAAUGUGGAGAGCAUUUUGGAGGAGAACAUAAAUUAAUGGAAAUUGAAGGAAAUCCAGUAUGUUCAUUAUGUUAUGUUGCUAAUCAUGUUCCAAAAUGUGAAACAUGUGGUAAACCAUUAGAUGGUCAGUAUGUUGUAGUUGAUGGAAAGAAUUAUCAUCCACAGUGUUUUGUUUGUACCAAUUGUGGUGCACCAAUUCAAGGGUCUUACAUGAUUAAAAAUGGCAAAAUUGUUUGCAAGAAUUGUGCCUAA